Dictyostelium purpureum is the source of this 3390-nucleotide messenger RNA. RefSeq lists its product as uncharacterized. The transcript is spliced from 3 exons. Gene Ontology annotation, molecular function: GTPase binding. NCBI's taxonomy places the organism in Eukaryota, Evosea, Eumycetozoa, Dictyosteliales, Dictyosteliaceae. Bases 1 to 3390 code for a protein of 1129 amino acids. The record is from RefSeq and is a predicted model, not a curated record.
AUGGAUAAAUAUAAAGAUUCAAUGAAAUCAGGAAAGGAUGCAUUAUUUAAAGGAUUAUCAAAAGUAAGAGGACCAAAUACAAGAGAGCAAGGUAAAUUUCAAUUUGAUAUAAAGAUUUUAAAUAUUGAAAAUUUACCAGUUACAGGCACAGUUUUAGUAUCAUGGAAAAGAGGUACUAAAUCAUCAAAUAAUGGAAAAACAAAACCAGUUACAGUUAGUGCAAAUAAAUCAGCAUCAUUUAAUCAUCCAUUUUCAUUAACUACAACUCUUUAUAAAGAAAAGCCACCAAAAAAAACUUAUGAAUCAAAAACAAUUGCAGUUUCAAUUAAAGAUGAAAAAACCAAAAAAUCAGUAGCAAAAACAAUGUUAGAUUUAGCAGAUUUCACACAAAACCUUAGAGACGAUCAAUUUAAAGCAAUACCAAUUAAACAAAAGAAAGGUGGUCCAAUUGUAUUGACAUUAAAUGUUAAAACUAAAGAAUUAGAGAUUAAUCCAGAUGACGAACCAGCAACCGAAACUGAUUUAAAUUCAAAUGAUGGUUCAGACGAUGAAGAUGGUGAAGAUUUUGUUGCAGACGAUGACUCAAAUAGUGAUAUUUCAACUGCAUCAUCUACAAGCAAAUUUGGUAACAGACAAGACGAUCAUAGUCAAAAUACAAUGAACGAAAAACCGGCUAGUCCAGCUGAACUUAAUGAUUUAUUAGGAAAUAACAAAAAAUCACCAACUUUAAAUUCAUAUAGUAGUAAAGAAAGCACACCAACCAAAUCACAAACAUCUUCUUAUUCAGCUUCACCUUCAGUUAAACCCUUUAGCAAUGAUCAAGAUGCUGAAUUAAAUGCACUUUUAUCAAAGGGUCCAUCAAAACCAGUUGUCUCAACUGUUUCAAAACCAACCACAACUACUUCAACAUUAACAAGUAACAGUUCAGCUUAUAAUCCAAAUAAAGAUCGUGACUGGAAGAGAGAGGCCGAAGAUUCUAACCAAAGAGUUUUACAAUUAGAAAGACAAGUCGAAAUGUUACAAAAAGAUUUAAAGAAUGGUGGUGGCGGCGGCGGUGGUGGUAGUAGCAAUAAUACAGGUGGUCCAUCAGCACAGGAGUUUGCAGAUUUAAAAAAAAGAUUUAGAGAAAUUUCAGGUGAUAACAUUGAUUUAGAAGAUAAAAUUAAAGAUCUUGAAGAUAAAUUAUCUAGUGCAAAUAAACAAGCUGUAGCAUCAGGUUCAGUUAGUAAACAGGUAGCAGAUCUCCAAGAACAACUUCGUCAAAGAGAUUCUACUAUUCAGGAUUUAAAUUUAAAGAGCAGACGUUUAGAAAGAGAUUUACAAGAUAAAGAACAAGAGGUUGCUGAUCAAAACGAACAGGUUAAAUAUUACCAAUCACAACUUAAAACUUCACAACAACAAACCCAACAAGCUAUGGCCGCUGCCGCAGCUGCAUCAACUUCAGUAUCAUCAGGUUCAAGUAGUGAGGCUCAAGAAGAAAUUGAAUAUCUUAAGAGAGAAAUUCAAGUAUUAAAAGAGACCCAAUCAGCUCCAAAUGUAGGUGGUGGUACAUUAGAAUUAAAGAGAAAGAUUCAAGAUCUUACCAGAGAGGUUAAAGAAAAGGACGAUAUGAUCAAUAAAAUGAAAUCAGGUGGUUCACCAGCAACAACAGCAUCUGUUAUUACCUCACCAGUUUCCUCAUCCUCCUCACCUAAUAUUACAAUCAUCAAUCUAGAAAAACAAAAUGCAGAUUUAAAUAAAACUAUUCAACAACAAAAGCAAGAGCUCGAAAGAAAUAAACAAGAGAUUCAACAAUUACAACAAAAGUCAUCCUCAUCAAGAGUAUCAUCACCAGUUUCAGGUGACGAAACAGUCAAGCGUGAAAACAUUGAUCUCAAAGAUAAAAUUACAGUUUUACAAGGUGAUCUCAAGCGAACACAAGAUAAAUAUGAUCAAUUAAAUAGAAGAUAUAAUGACGAUAUAGAGGAGCACAAUAAUAUUGUUAAUGACCUUAGAGACCGUGAAGAGGCACUUCAUCGUAAAGUUGACGAACUUCAAGAAUCUAACCAACAAAUGGAAAAUAAGAUGUCAAUGUCUAUGACUUCUGCAGCUGCUCUUAGUAUGACUGCUGGUGCCAGUAAAUACUCUAGCGAUAAAUCAAGAGAAAAAGAUAAACAAGAAAAAGAGCAAUUAGAAAGACAAUUGGAGCAAACCAAAACUGAUCUCUCACGUGAAAGAGAAAAGACAAAGAAAUUAGAAAGAGAAAUUAGAGAUCUUAAAGACCGUAUUAGAUCACUUGAGGAUCAACUAGAAGGUGGUUCGUCAAAUGGUUUUGUACCAACUGUUGCCAAAUCUGAUGAUCAAGAAAGAGAAGAAACUAGACUUAUAGAGCGAUCAAUUUUUGUUCAAUCAAUGACUUUCAGAGAUGGUGUCGGUGUAACUGCCUUAUCAUUAUUCGAAAAACUUUCAGAUUUAAAUGCCUUCUCAAGCCAAAACAGUAGACUCUUUAAUAAAGUUCAUUCGGCUCUCUCUCAACAAGUCGAAAAAUCAAUGUACAACUCAUUUGAUCUUUCUUAUUGGUUAUCAAACAUUUCAAGUCUUAUUCAUUUAAUUAAAGAUGGUCCAAAUAAUAUCGAUGAUGAAUAUGAUCCAAUUAUUGACGGUAUUUUGGUUAUGGAUAAUGGCUCUCCAUCAAUGGGCGGUAGAAAAUCACCAUCACAAACCUUCUAUUAUCAAUUAAUCAGCCUCUCUAGAGAAAUUUAUUCAUUAUUAUUACAUAAUAUCUAUAAUAAGCUUAGACCAAAAUUAACAAAUAUUAUUUCUCAAGGUACUUGUAUUUUAGAUAAAAAAACAAAUAGAUUCUCAGCAGUCGAAAAUGAUGCAGAUAUUAAUAAAAUUUGUAAAUUAUUACAAAAGUAUAUGAAUUUCUUUAAAGAUAGAUUCCUUUUCGAUAGUAUAGUUCAACAAUUCUUCUCUCAAACAUUCCAUUUUAUUAGCCAUACUUUAUUAAACGAUAUUUUAGGUUCAGACAAGUAUUGUACCCCAGCCAACGGUUUUAAAUUAAAAUUAUCAUUAAGUAAGUUUGAUGAUUGGAUUUCAUCUUGCGAGGAAAGAGAACUCUUAGAACCAUGCAGACACCAAUUUAUGGCCAUCAUCGAAGCUGCCAAUCUUAUGGUCAUUGAUAAAUCAAUUUUCACCGAUUCAGAAAGUAUUUUAACUGCCUUUGAAACCCUUAAUGUUCUUCAAAUCAAAAAAUUAUUAGAAGUUUGGAAACCAGAUAGCCUUUCCCCAGACCCAAUUCCAAUGAGUGUUAUGCAAAUGUCUCGUACAAACUGGAAUAGACCAACUCAUAAUUUAACACUCCAAAUCGAUCCAACUAUAUUACUCGAUAUUAAACCAACACUUGCAUAA